UUAAUAUUUAUUGCCAUUUUUGUCAUCGAUCUUUUGAAAUCUAACAACCACACUUAUAUGGUAACGACUUGCCAUUUCAAGAUGGUUGCUCCCACCAGCGGGAUAGAUAGGAUCUGGAUCAUUUGGACAUUAGGGCGUUGAAUCGUCAUAUCUGAAAAUUCCAAAUUGAAAGUCGUUCCAAGCUGGCUUGUUUACAGUGUUAUCCCAUUUCUGAGCACCGGAAUCUAUGUGCAUCCACUGCUGCCGCCUCCGCCGGACACCAUGUCCUCCGAUCCCCUACAGCUGUCCCCACUGCCCGGUGCGCACCAUCUCCAGCUGCUGUCCGCUGGGCAGUCGUCCCUUCACCGAGAAUCCCUUCGUGAGGGGCAGGGAUCGGGAGCCACCUCCUGAUCCCUGCGACACCUUGCCACCCCACUGGCUUGGGGUUAACCGUCGGGUCAUCUGUACCCUGGCGAAUAAACUGGAUCGAUCUCCGGAAGCAGCUCAUUAUAUAUUGCUUCGCCUGCUGUAUGCCAACUAUGGCAAAGUGAUGAUGAUAUCCCGAAAGCGAAGGAGCUACAGGGUGCCACUAAGUGGCUUUCCGGAUCAGGAUCUGUUCUCCGCCAGCAACCUCUUCGAUGGUAACGGCUACCUCUCCGAUCCCAUGGCUCCAGAAACUCUGGGCAAGCUGCUCCACAUGUUGCAGGACUAUAUCUUUCGUUUAAGGGCUCUCAACCACAAGUACAAGUGGUUCGGAAAUGGGGACGAUCUCGGAGAAAUACUACCCCUGUUGGGGGAACAAGAUGAACUGGUGAGACUGCUGAAAGAACUCUUUGGCGCCAGCGAUGUGGUGUCCAUUCCAAGACUCCUGGGUGCUCUUAACGAGCUGGAAAUAGAUCAUUUGUUCGGCAAGUGGAAGAAGAAAGCCGCACCUUUGCUCGUGAGAAGUAUAUCCGAUCUCUAUUCGGAGGUGACAGAGCCCAGGAAACCACUGUCGCCAGCGAAUGGUGGCUCUAAAGUUGGUUUCCUGGGGCCAUCUCAGAUUUCAGUCAGAAGAACUCCUGGUUCAACCAAUCUGAAGAAUAGCCAAAAUCGCACUUUAAAUUCGCUUCCUGUAACCAGUUUAAACUCUAACCAGAUGCCCACCCCAAUUACCAUUAUAAAACCCAACUCUAUUGCCAAUAUGGAAUCCUAUGGAACAAAAAAUGCAAGAUCUGUUCCAUCGACUAGUAUUGGCGAAGGUAAUCCAAAUCCGAAGUGUGCGAAACACGUUACCAUCCCAAGCCAAACCGAUUCCUUUGACGCCAAGAAGAGCUCCACCUGGUUGUCCCGCCAUCCGGACUUAGAUCGCUUGACGCCGGAUGGCCGGACUACCAAGGGCCGUGUUUGCCACCAGAAGAAAUUGGUCAGCGGACGGUCAACUGCACACAGUGAAAAGACUCUCGGCGAUGCGGACUUUGGAGUUUUGUUCGACCAAAAAAAAUCACGAAGAUCCACCAGGCUGCCCACUAAAGCGUUGCCAUCAAAGCAAAGGAAAUCUUAGUAUAUAGCUGCAGGCAACCAUUGAAUAGGGCCACUGACCCUAAAUAUAUUUUUAGAACAGCUGCCCAAUCCAAUGGUUGCGCUCUAAACUGACUUAAAAAACACCUUAAUAUAUAUUUAAUAAAUUUCAAUAAGUGCGACAAGGGUACUUAAUACUUUAACCUUAAAAAAAAAUCUCCAGUAAUUCAAUUUCCGUGAAUGUUGUCUAUGAAUAAUCACUCGAGCGUUGAAACUGCAACCUCAAAAGCCCUAAGGUCAGG
This is a messenger RNA of Drosophila biarmipes, 1781 nucleotides long. RefSeq lists its product as uncharacterized. The transcript has a single exon. The record is from RefSeq and is a predicted model, not a curated record. NCBI's taxonomy places the organism in Eukaryota, Metazoa, Arthropoda, Insecta, Diptera, Drosophilidae. Bases 227 to 1522 code for a protein of 431 amino acids.